UUGGAGGAUAAUCAGCUGGUCACAACAUCUGGUGUCGCUCUCCUGCUUCCGGGUGUUUUUAAAAGCCAAAGUCUAACAUUGGUCAGAGUCAGUUUAUUUUAUUGUCUAUGGUCAGAGUCACAAUAAACAUGGGGAUCACCAAACUGGCCGAUUUGAUUCGAAUUGAUGCUCCCGGUGCAAUAUCUCACAAGGAGAUCAGCGAUUACACUGGAAAGAUCAUCGCUUUGGAUACAUCCAUUGUUUUGAAUCAGUUUCGUACCGCGGUUCAUACAAUGCAAUAUUUGAGUCCUCUGACUGGGCUGUUAUUUCGCACACUUACUUUUCUGGAGUAUGAUAUCAAACCGGUCUAUGUCAUCGACGGGAGGCCCCCUGAAGAAAAAAGAGCUGUGUUGGAGAGGCGAGCUCAGAAUAAAGGCUGGAACUCCCCUUCACGUCCACACUCUAAUGCAGUUUCCUCACAGACACGAGACUGUGUGCAGCUACUUAAGCUUGUGGGCGUCCCUGUUCUCAUGGCGCCUGGAGAUGCAGAGGCCUUUUGUGCCCAUCUUGUGAAGACCGGUGUGGUAGAUGCAGUGGCGUCAGAGGAUAUGGACACUUUAGCUUUUGGAGGUUCUCUUCUCCUUCGCCAACUUAAUGCUAAGAAAGACAGUGAUAUCACAGAAUUCUGCUUGUCCAAGAUUUUAGAAAUUCUACAACUGUCCCAAAAGGAGUUUGUGGACUUGUGCAUCUUGCUGGGAUGUGACUACUGUGACAAGAUUGGAGGUCUUGGACCCAAGCGAGCGUUGUCGCUAAUCAAGAAACACCGAACCAUAGAGUGUGUGUCACAGAAUGUCAAUAGAAAGACACAUCCUGUCCCUCUGGGCUGGACUUAUCAGAGAGCCCGUAACCUCUUCCUUGAGAGCCUGCAGGUUCCGACACCAGAGUUGGAAUGGAAGGAGCCCGAUGAAGAGGGUCUGGUUGGCUUCCUGUGCCAGGAGAAACAUGUUGUAAAAUUGGACAGAGUUCGUGGUCGGAUGGAGAAGUUUCGUAAGUCUCGUGAAGAUAAACGCAAAGCAAGAGAGGAGGCAAAAGCAGCUGGGAAAUGUCAUCAAUCACGAAUUGAGGACUUUUUCCGUGUGACACGGAAGCGACAGUCUGUAGAGGCAGUGUGCCAUGGCAAAGAAAAACAACAAAAGACCAAAUGACACUGCCCUCUGCUGGUGGAAAGCAGGACUACCUGAUUCUCUGCACUGAUGGACUGCUAGACAAGGCCUUUAUUUGCACAAAAAGGCUUUUUGUUUUGGAUAUUAUUCUGAACAUGUAAAUGUUUGUAUAAUUCAUAUAUCAUAUUUGUUAGAUAUUUCACCGUUUUUUACUUUUUUUUUAAUGAAUGAGGAAACUAUGUUUUGUAACAUAACGUUUGGAUGAAGGAUGCAAAUGAAACAUGUGUGUUUGAUGAUUACAUUUUUGACUUGAGUCAAAAAUAUCUGGGGGGUAUUCAAACCCAGGUUGGUCAUUAAACCACGUAGGCUACUUGAAAUACCCCCCUGACCUUGCUAUUAAAAAACAGUUUCAAACCAA
Alosa alosa (allis shad) is the source of this 1560-nucleotide messenger RNA. Its product is annotated as probable flap endonuclease 1 homolog. The record is from RefSeq and is a predicted model, not a curated record. The coding region runs from base 108 to 1184 and encodes 358 amino acids. The transcript has 11 exons. Gene Ontology annotation, cellular component: nucleus. NCBI's taxonomy places the organism in Eukaryota, Metazoa, Chordata, Actinopteri, Clupeiformes, Clupeidae. Gene Ontology annotation, molecular function: RNA-DNA hybrid ribonuclease activity; DNA binding; 5'-flap endonuclease activity.